AUGAGUGAUCCUACCCAGCAACCAACGACAACCACACCCACUACAACAACAAAAUCAAGUACGGCUGGUGCUUUGAUUGCACCUUCCAACGAUGGUACAUCAGCAUCACCCACCAUCAACAAUAACAAUUUAUCCAUGCCAACCACCUCGAACAUGAACAAGAGUCAUCACGGAAUCAAACGAAUUUUGAGUGAGGUGAGAGAAUUACAAAAAAAUCCAUCCGAUGAAUAUGAAGCACAUCCGUUAGAAGAUAAUUUAUUUGAAUGGCAUUUUACAAUUGCUGGGCCAAAGGGAACAGAUUUUGAAGGUGGUCUUUAUCAUGGAAGAAUUAUUCUUCCUCCAGAAUAUCCACACAAACCACCAGAUAUUGUAUUGUUGACCCCAAACGGAAGAUUUGAAACCAAUACAAAGAUUUGUCUCUCACUCACUUCAUAUCAUCCCGAAAGCUGGACUCCACAAUGGGGCAUUCGUACUGUAUUAAUAGCACUUCAAGGAUUUUUCCCAACAGAAGCCAAAGGUAUUGGAAGUAUUGAAUAUCCAUCACAUGUUCGGAAAAGAUUAGCAAUUCAAUCAAGAAAAUGGAAAUGUGAUAUUUGUAAAACAAUCAAUGAGGAGGUUCUUACACAGACGCCUCAAGUUCCUUCUGGUGGCAUUGACACCGUGUCGUCUGAUUUAAACGCUGCUCAGACCGAAACAACAAGUACCAUGACUGAACACGAUAUUCAUUGUACUUCUGGUGUAUGUAACCAUAUUCAUCACCAUCAUCAACCACACGGGGAAGCCGUCAUGACAACCUCACAACCACCUUCUUUGGAUGUAAAUACGGAAAAUAAUUUAUCGUCGCCUGUAAAUACAACCACACCAGCAACAACCUCUACCACAGAAUCAAAACAAAAGCUUUCCACAACUAGAGCAGAACCUUCGUCCAACAACAAAAAAUCUAUUGUCUUCUUGGAUGUUCUGAUUGCAUUGGUUGCAAUUCUUAUUGCAUAUAUUAUGUAUCAUAGAUUCUCAAAUGGAAAAUAA
Molecule: messenger RNA, 1026 nt
Organism: Naegleria lovaniensis
Lineage: Eukaryota; Heterolobosea; Eutetramitea; Acrasida; Naegleriidae
Exons: 1
Coding region: 1-1026 (341 amino acids)
Source: RefSeq, a predicted model, not a curated record